Molecule: messenger RNA, 2646 nt
Organism: Plasmodium gallinaceum
Lineage: Eukaryota; Apicomplexa; Aconoidasida; Haemosporida; Plasmodiidae
Gene: ABCK1
Product: ABC1 family, putative
Exons: 1
Coding region: 1-2646 (881 amino acids)
Biological process (GO): ubiquinone biosynthetic process
Molecular function (GO): kinase activity
Source: RefSeq, a predicted model, not a curated record
AUGAUAGCCUACUUUAAAAUAAAGAAAAAAAUAAACCCUUUUUAUAAAAGGUAUUAUAUGAGUAAUAGAGAAAUAAUAAAAUUUAAGAAAAAUAAUAAUGAUGAUAAUUCUCAGAGGAAUAAUGAAAAGAUAAAAAUUUACAAGAGUGAAAAUUUUGAAUAUUUUAAUCCAUUUGAAAUAUAUAGUUGGUCUUACAUUUUUGAUACAAAAAAUGAAAAGUUAAUAAAUGAUAUAAUUCAAUACAAAAAAAAAAAAAAAAAUGUAACUUUACUUGAUUUUUAUAAAAUUAUUAAUCGUUAUAAUAUUGUAAUAAAUGUCAAUGAAAAUGAUAUGUUUGUUGAAAAUAAAAUAAAUAAUUAUUUCUUUAAUUUUAUGAAUAAUAUAGAAUAUUAUUUUAAUAAUUAUGAAUACCUGAACAAAUUUUUAAAAAGUUUAAAGAAAAAUGAAUCUUUUAUUUUUUUUUAUAUUUAUAACAAUUUAAAAUUUCUUCAUGUAUUGCCAUUUAAAUUUUUUUGGCACUAUCAGAAUUAUGAGGAAUUGUAUAAUUUGUGUAGUAAAAAUGAAGAGGAAAAUGAUAAUGAAUAUUUAUUUAAUAACUUAGAUUUAAAUAAAGUUAAUUUUUUUUUAAGAGAAGAUAUGAUUAGUAACUUAAAGAGUACAGGUGAAAUUGAAAAAGGAGAAGUUGAAGAUAAAAAUGUUAUUAUGAAUAAACAUGAAAAUGAAAAGAAAAAUGAAGAAUUUAAUUAUGGAAAUUAUAAUAAAACUAACAAAUACAUUAAGAAUUUUAUACCAAAAAAAAACGAUUAUGAUAUUAAAAAUAACAUAUAUAAAAUAAAAAGUGAAAAUGAAAAUAAUAUCAAAAAUGGCAAUCAAAUUACAAGAAAAAGUGAGAAUAUAAAAAGUAAACAUGAACAUAAAAUGUUUAGUAAUUUUAAAUUGAUAAAUCAAAAAAAGUAUAUAAGCAAUAUGAUAUCACCUAAUAAUGUUGAAAAUAUAUACAAAAAAAAAUUAAAAAAUGAUGAUUAUAAAAAUUUUGACAGUGGGAAAAAGUUAAAUAGUGUUGAAAAUGAAAAUAAUGAUAACUUAAAAAAAAAAAUAAAUGUUUUUAGAGAUAAUGAUAGUAUGAAUGAUAUAAAUUUAAAAAAGAAUAACAAUAAAUCAUAUAAUAAUGAAAAUUUAGAUAGAAAUGAUGAACAAAAAAAAAAAGAAAAUCAAAUAUACGAAAAAGUUAUAGAAGAAGAUGAUUUCAGUUAUGAUAUAAAUAUUUUAAAUAAAAAAAUAACAAAUAAUGAAAAGUUAGAACAGAAGAAAUUUAGAAUCAGUAAAGUACCAGUUUCUUCAUUUAGUAGAGCAUCUGUUUUUGGUAAAGUUUUUUUUAACAUAGCAAAAAAUAGUAGUUUUGAAUAUAUAAAAAAUAUGUUAAUAAACAAGAAUAAUAGUAAAGACGUAUUAAUAAAUGAAAAAAAUGCUGAAAUAUUAGCGAAUGGUUUAAGUAAAAUGAGAGGAGUGGUUUUAAAAUUAGGACAAAUGAUUAGUAUGCAAGAUGAAUAUAUAUCUCCUAUAUUAGCAAAAGCAUUAAAAAUAGUUCAUAAUUCGGCAGACAUAAUGCCAAAGAGUCAAUUAAUACAAGUUUUAACAAGUGAAUUAGGUGAUGAUUUUGAAAAAAAAUUUGAUUUUUUUAAUUAUGAACCUUUUGCAAGUGCAUCAAUAGGACAAGUACAUGAGGCAUUAAUAAAUAACAACAAAGUUGCAGUUAAGAUUCAAUAUCCUGGGGUUUAUGAAUCUAUAGAAAAUGAUAUAAGAAAUUUGUUAUUUGUUAAUCAAUAUACCAACUUAAUAUUAAAAAACUUAUAUAUUGAUAAUUUGUGUAAUGAAAUUAAAAAAGAAUUAAAGUGUGAAUGUGAUUAUAUAAAUGAAGCAAAAUAUUAUGCUCUUUUUAGAAAUAUUUUUCAAAAAAGUAAAUAUUUUUAUGUACCAUCUAUUUAUAGUGAAUAUAUAACGAAGAAAAUUUUAGUAACAUCUUAUGUAAAAGGGAUAUCAAUUGAUGAGGUUGCUGAAAAAUUUCCUCAAAAUAUUCGUGAUUCAAUUGGACAGAGAAUUCUUUAUUUAUGCUUACAUGAGUUAUUCGUUUUUAAAAUUAUGAAUACAGACCCCAAUUUAGGAAAUUUUUUAUAUGAUACAGAAAACGAUAAAUUAUGUUUAAUAGAUUUUGGUGCAACAAGAUCAUAUAAAAAUGAGUUUGUUGAUCAGUAUUUAAGAUUAGUUAAAGCAUCAACAGAAGAACAUGAAUCAAAGAUUUAUCAUUAUUCAUAUAUGCUUAACUUUUUUAACGGAAAGGAAAAUGAAGAAAUGAGGGAUUCUCAUAUUAAAUCAGUUAUAUUAGUUGGAGAACCCUUUAAAACAAAAGUAUAUGAUUUCGGUAAAGGUGAUUUAGCAAAACAAAUUUAUAAUUUAUUACCAAAAAUUAUAUAUAAUAGAUUAAUACCACCUAGAUCUGAAAUUUACACUUUACAUAGAAAAUUAUCAGGUUCUUAUCUUAUUUGUAUGAAAUUAAAAGCAAAAGUAAAAGCUGCAGAUAUUUUUAAUUCAAUAUAUAAAAAUUAUAAGUUCUCCAUAUCUGAUACAUAUAAGGAAAAUAAAAAAUGA